This is a messenger RNA of Strongyloides ratti, 2469 nucleotides long. Its product is annotated as General vesicular transport factor p115. The coding region runs from base 1 to 2469 and encodes 822 amino acids. Lineage: Eukaryota; Metazoa; Nematoda; Chromadorea; Rhabditida; Strongyloididae. The record is from RefSeq and is a predicted model, not a curated record. Gene Ontology annotation, cellular component: cytoplasm; Golgi stack; ER to Golgi transport vesicle membrane. Gene Ontology annotation, biological process: endoplasmic reticulum to Golgi vesicle-mediated transport; vesicle fusion with Golgi apparatus; intracellular protein transport. The transcript is spliced from 3 exons.
AUGUCUGAUUUAUUAGCUCCUUAUAAUUAUGCUGAAAAAUUAUCUAUAUCUGAAGAUGAUAUUGUUAAAGUUGAAGAUUUAGUAAGUUGUAUUGAAAAUUCAACUAUUUUUGAAGAUAGACUUGAUGCUAUAUUAUAUUUGAAGGAUUUAUGUCCAAAAAUGAGAUUACAUAUUGGAACAUUAGGUCUUCAUGCAUAUAUUGAUAUAUUGAAAGUUGACACUGAAAAUACUACGUUGAUUCACCAUGUUUUAGACCUUCUAAAAUUGUUACUCCAACCAGAUUGUGAAAAUUCUAUUGAAGAAGAUUUCCUUGGAGAUAGUUUAGCUGAACUAUUUGUUAGUAAGCCUGACUUAAUGGAUGCAAUUUUUCAAAUAAUGGAUACAUUUGACUUUUCUGUUAGAAAAUCUUUAGUUCAAUUUCUUAUUCCACUUUUUCGUUUUCGUUCUCUUGAAUUGAGGGAUAUUAUUAUUAAUCAGGGUAAUGGAAUUUGCAAAAUUGUUGAUUUAUUACAAGAUCAACGGGAAGUUAUACGAAAUAAUGUAGUACUUAUGUUAUCAGAAAUGUCCCGUGGAAAUGGAGUUAUCCAACAAAUGUUAGUUUAUGAAAAUGUAUUUCAAAUAUUAUUUUCUAUAAUACAAGAUGAAUCAUCUCAAAGUAUUGUUAUUGAAGAUUGUUUAUUUUUAAUGUACAAUUUAUUGAAAAGAAAUGAUGGUAAUCAAAAAUAUUUUUUUGAGGAUAUGAAUCUUGUUAGACUUUUAACUGAAACUUUUGACAAACUUAUUUAUCCUGGAGAGGAUAGAACUUUUGAUGUUGAGUAUGACUAUUCAAAACAAACUGUUACAAAUAUUAUAUUUGCUCUUGAAUGUGUUAGAGCUUUAGUUUCAACAGAUAAUAUUCAAGAAAAUAUUGUUGGUGCUCAAAAAGCUUUCUCUCAGACAGGACUUUUAAAAACAUUAUGCCAUGCUAUGUUUACAGAUGCCAGAUUAGGUCUUGAUGUUGUUUAUCAAACAAUAAUUACAACUAGUGAAAUUAUUAGAGGAAAUUCUUACAACCAAGAUUUUUUUAUAAAUACUAUUGUUCAUCAGGAAAAAAAACCAAUUUCUUCUCUUGCUGUUUUAAUGGAACCUUUAGUUGUUGAGAGACUUCCUUUUAAAUUACGAUCAUCAGCACUUUAUUCAUAUAUGUGUUAUGUUCAUAAUAAUGAAAAUGGUAAGAACUUAAUUGCAAAAGCAAUUAUCGGUAAAACAAAUGGAAUUAGUUCUUCCGCUAUGGAAAAAUUUGCAACUGUUGGUCAAAAAAUAAUGAGAGCAGUAAAAAGCAAUAAACCAUUUCAAGUAUGGGGUGGAUGUUUAUGUCUUUUAUAUCUUAUAUUUGAAAAUAAUGCAAGAAAAGAAGAUUUUUUAAGUUGUAAAAUUGAUGACUACUCGAAAACACUUUCUCUUUUUGAAUGGAUUUGUGUUUCACUUUUUAAACAAGAUAGAUCUAGAAAUCAAAUUAAAAGUGCUUAUUUAAUGUUAAUCACUACAUGGAUUGAUAAUUUUCCACCAGCUGUUGAUAUUUUAAUGAAACAAAGUGAUUUAAUGAAUUUUUUUUCUUCUGAAUUCCAAGAAUGUUCAUUUAUUGUUAAUGAGAAUGAACAAAGAACUAUUAAAGGAUUAAUUGCAUUUUUAUUAAUGACAAUUUAUAACAAUCUUGAAGAUUCAAAAGAAAAAGAAUCUAUUAUGCAACUAAUUAAAUAUCGUCUUGGAAUUGUCCAGGUAUCUGAGGCUAUUGAAAAAUUAUCGCAGACAGAAUAUUAUCUUGUAGCUGCUAGCAAACCAACUUUCAAUCCAAAAACAUCUGUAAAUGUAUAUCUAGAUUAUCAGUUUUGUAAACUAAUAAAAAUUCAUGAAAAAAAAUACCUAGACAUUUUAAUGUCUAAAAACAGAGAAAAUAAUGGAGAAUCACAGGAUAUUGAAAAUAUAAUAGCUGAAAAUAAAAAAUUAAUUGCUACAAAAGAUGAAGAGAUUAAAAAUCUUAAAGAUCAAUUGGAGAAUACAAAAAUAGAAUUAGAAAAUUUAAGGCAACAAAAUAUUAUUCUUCAAACUUCUUCUUUCAAAACCACGCAAGAUUUAACAGAUACUAUAAAAAUGUUAAAUGAAGCAAAACAAAAAAAUCAAAAUUUAGAGAAUGAGGCAAAUUUUUUGAAGGAAAAUGUUUGCCUUUGGCAACAGGAGGCAGGGAGAUUUAAACAGUGGGCAGAUGAAUGGCAGGGAUACCAAAUUAGUCAAUUACCAAAUUCACAGGAUGUUGUUAUUGGACAACUAACAAAACAGGUUGAGGAAUUAAAUGCUUUACUUGAUAGUGGAUAUAAGGCUUAUGAUCAACAAGGAAAAACUUUAUUGUACUAUAUUAAUUUAUGUGGAGAAAAACAAAAAAAUACAAAUGAUAAUGAUAAUGAAUGUCAUGAAAAUACAACAAAUUGUUAG